Molecule: messenger RNA, 321 nt
Organism: Necator americanus (New World hookworm)
Lineage: Eukaryota; Metazoa; Nematoda; Chromadorea; Rhabditida; Ancylostomatidae
Exons: 4
Coding region: 1-321 (106 amino acids)
Source: RefSeq, a predicted model, not a curated record
AUGUCCGGAAAGGUCUCAAGUGCUUCGGAAUCCUCUGCUAUCUCAGCAUGUCCAGUUUGUCAAGCUGUUCCGGCAGAUAAGUCUGAUCAGUUCUGUCGUCGUUGUGGAUGUCGUCUCAAUCUCUCAUGUAGAUAUUGCAGUGCAAACAUCAGGCCGUUUGAUCGAUAUUGUGCUUCUUGUGGAGGUCGUCGGCUCAUAAUCUUCGAUCAACUCAAGCAAUAUCUCUACAUUCGCUCUCCGUUUGUUAUAAUCGGUCUCAGUGUCGCGUUGGGAGGGGCAUGGUUGGCUCUUCGCUAUGCACUUAGAGAAAAACUGAAGUGA